Messenger RNA from Didymosphaeria variabile, 384 nucleotides. RefSeq names its product RNA binding protein snu13 (gene SNU13). The transcript has 2 exons. Gene Ontology annotation, molecular function: RNA binding. Bases 1 to 384 code for a protein of 127 amino acids. NCBI's taxonomy places the organism in Eukaryota, Fungi, Ascomycota, Dothideomycetes, Pleosporales, Didymosphaeriaceae. Gene Ontology annotation, cellular component: small-subunit processome; U4/U6 x U5 tri-snRNP complex; nucleolus. The record is from RefSeq and is a predicted model, not a curated record. Gene Ontology annotation, biological process: mRNA splicing, via spliceosome; maturation of SSU-rRNA; ribosome biogenesis.
AUGUCUCAGAACGACACCUCUGCUGCCUGGCCUCAGGCCGACCAGGCUCUCUCGACCGAGAUCCUUGAUCUUGUUCAGCAGGCUACGCACUUCCGCCAGCUCAAGAAGGGUGCCAACGAAGCCACCAAGACGCUAAACCGUGGUAUCGCUGAGGUUAUCAUCCUUGCCGCCGACACGUCCCCUCUGGCCAUUCUUCUGCACUUGCCCCUCCUCUGCGAGGAUAAGAAUGUGCCUUACGUCUACGUCCCUUCGAAGAUGGCACUCGGCCGUGCCUGCGGUGUCUCCCGUAGUGUCAUCGCCUGCUCGAUCACGACCAACGAAGCCUCCGACCUUAUGCAACAAAUCAGGUCCCUCAAGGACAAGGUCGAGCGUCUCCAGAUCUAA